Oncorhynchus keta (chum salmon) is the source of this 5178-nucleotide messenger RNA. RefSeq names its product protein Tob2-like. Gene Ontology annotation, molecular function: transcription corepressor activity. Bases 473 to 1690 code for a protein of 405 amino acids. Lineage: Eukaryota; Metazoa; Chordata; Actinopteri; Salmoniformes; Salmonidae. Gene Ontology annotation, biological process: regulation of gene expression. The transcript has 2 exons. Gene Ontology annotation, cellular component: nucleus; cytoplasm. The record is from RefSeq and is a predicted model, not a curated record.
GUCAAACAGUAAAGUUUUCUCGGGCAGUUGCAGACAAUCUGUCUAUGGUGGAAAUGGAGAACGUAUGAAGAGAGUACAUUUCAAUACCCAUUUAACACACCACAUUAUAUCUGCCUCUAAACAACUACAUUGAAAAGCCACAUCACCUUCAAAUGCAAUGUAAAAUAUGGGAAUUAAAACCGCAGGAACUGAACACAAGCUGCAUUAUUGGACUCCUCUCGUUACCUGGCAAGUCUUGUUACCUGUCAACUGAAAACAACUGUUUGGACUAGUUUUUGGCCUCCUGGUCAUCAAGUCUGUCCAUGUUGAUCACCCAGGAAGAGGUUUAAAGAUUCUGCCCGAUUUCAACUUACCUGCAGUACAUGUAGUGGAGAAGAAAACAUCAGACUUCUACAAGCCAGAGAUAACUGUUCCAGUAUUGUCUAAUUUUGGGCUUGAUUUGAAUACCUGACUAUCCAGACCAGGUACAGUCAUGCACCUAGAGGUAAAGGUAGCUCUGAAUUUCAUUGUGUCCUACCUGUACAACAAACUGCCCCGUCGUCGUGCUGACCUCUUCGGGGAAGAGUUGGCGCAGAUACUGUUGUCACACUAUGAAGGCCACUGGUACCCUGAAGCUCCUUUGCGGGGCUCUGCCUUCCGCUGUUUGCACCUAGGGGCCCCCAGUGACCCAGUGGUGGAGCUAGCUGCCAGGAGAAGUGGACUGGACACAGAGGAAGUGCGUGCCAAUGUCCCCCCUGAGCUGAGUGUGUGGAUCGACCCCUAUGAAGUGUCCUACCAAAUCGGGGAGAAUGGAGCCGUUAAGGUCCUGUACUUUGAGGAUCCGUCCGGCUUAGGUGGAGAAGGCGAAAUGGUGGAAGUAGUAAGUGGAGUGAGUAAAGGGGACAUGGAGGUAGAGGAGGCCAAGAGCUUAGGGUUCAACCCUGAGGCCCAGGUGUUUGUUCCAAUUGGAGCCCAGAUAUCUCCAAUUCUGCUUCCUUCCAUCUCCAGCACACCCGCACCCCUCUCGGCCUCAUCCUGCCCAGUGAUUUUCAGCUAUCCCAGCUCCAGCACACCCACGAACCCAACUGCCCACUCCUCUAACACAUCCACACCUUCCCCUCCAAGUGGGGGACUCCCUUACCCCCCCUCUCAGCAGCCAACGGCUGCCCUGCCCACCACCCGUCCACCGCUGCAGCCCAUCACCUUCACCACGGCCAGUUUCGCCGCAACAAAAUUUGGCUCCACCAAGAUGAAGAAGUGUGGCGGUUCCGGAUCGGCUGGCGGCUCGGGUGUAGGCGUGCCCCCGCCACAGAGGAUGCUCGCCCGUUCCCCCACCAACAUCUCUCCCCCAGGGCUGCUGAAACACAAGCCCCUCUCAGUCUCCCUGCACUCCCUGGGGGCUCAGAUCCCCAGCCAGCUCUCCCCUAAUGCCAAAGAGUUUGUUUACCCGGCAUCCCCAGGGCCCCUAUACUUUGACAACGAUGCUCCGCUCAUACUUUCACACUCAAGCCCCUUCCAGCACCCUCACCCCGCCCACUCCCACCCCUCAUUUGACCCAUUCUCCAGCCCCCCACCUGGUCCAGCUGUUGGUGCCAUUGGUGGUAGCGGUGGGAUUUCUUACAUGGAGAAGCCCUCAUUUGUGGAAGGUAUAGGGGGGUAUAACCUGCAAUAUCCCAGCCAGGCCUUCCAGCCAGUGGUGCUGGCCAACUAAGCCUUUCUUAUGAGUAUUUCUGUUGCAGCAGUAGGGCAGUAAUGCUCAAGUAUUUUUUGGGGAAAAUUGUUCUUACUGAUACUACAUCGUAUAAUUUGUUUUAUUACUACUACAACCUCCACUAUAUAUUUCAAUAUGAUUAUUUCCAUAUCAUUUAAUAUUCUGUUUUUUUGUUGUGGAUUUUGAUUACAGUUUCUCUAACCAGAGGAGUAACCACCCUCCUAUUGCACAGAUGUUUUCAUUGAAUGUUCAGCAGAGUAAAAUGCCCUUCAGCUUUGGUCUAUUGACAGCAGUAUGAUAGUUGAUAUUUUGCACUCCACUGUCACGCUGUGAAAAAGGACCAAUGUCCUGUAAGAUGGCUUUGGAAAGCUUAGCGCUUUGCAAUCUGCUCGGCCUUAGUUAUCAAAAAUGCACAGAGGGGUUUGUGUGGGUUUGGUGAGGUCUUAUUCAUGCUAACAAGUGUUUAAUGUGCUCGUCUGUGGCUUAUGGUCAUUGUGAAUAUAGUGGGCCUGUUACUAGAGCCUUGAAACAUAUCACACACCAUGUCCGAAUCGGUUUGGUGCAAGGGAUCAGUAUUUGCCAUUCAUCAGCUCUGAAAUGUGUUCAUGGACAUGCUAAGAAAGGGGGCCUGUGUGUAGUGUCUUGGCAAUAGGGGGGUUUUAAUGUGCAGGGUAUGAGGAAAUGGAUCUGUCAUGACAGGAAGAAUUACUGCCAGGGAGGUCAGCAAACCUUGGUGAAAGUGAGGUAAGUUAGAUCUUUGUCUUCGGAUAUGACUACUAAUCUCCCACACACGCACAGGCACAUAUAAUCUGUCAGCAGUGUGUGAAGGUGAACGGGCGUUGUUGGAGGGGAAUAGGAUGCUGCUAAGCAAUGGGGAUUGUGAUGAAUGGCUUAGCGAUGCUUUGACUAUGAACGAGAGGUCUUACUCUGCAGGGAAAAGAGGACUGGGAGGGAGUAAGGAGAGGGGAAAUGGAUGGCAAGGCAGGGGCAUCGAUGACGUUUUAACACCUUUUGGCAUCUUGGGUGCAAUGGCUUUAGACUGACACUUCAAAACCCGGCGUACAUUUCUGUAGAACUUUAGUGGCGUUGCAGCCAAAGGCCCACGCUAAUGUCCCCUGCUCUUUAAGCCCUUAAUAAUCUCUGUUCCAGUUGCUGCUCCAGUGGGAGACCAGCAUCAUAUAAUGAGAUGUUUUCCUUUUCAAUUUCCAGGACUAUGAAUGUUAACUAAACCUGUGUUUUUGUCACUUUAUGAUGCCAUGUCAGAUCAUUCUCAAAUUGAUGGUGGUGAUACCCUGUCUCCAUAUAGGUAAUAGAGGGGGCAGUAAUUGUCACCAGGGUUCAGGCAGCCUCCUAACCCCACCUUUCCUUUUGAGCCAUCCAGCACUUCAUAUUAUUGGGCUAUAGAUGCCAUGUGACCCCCCAACCAUGUUACAGCUGCAUCUGCUAAGAAAUGUUGGAUCUGUUCCAAUGAGAUUUGGAUAGCAGGGAGAGUGUCCCUAGCCAUCAUCUGAAUGUUUUCUAGAUUGUGCCCAUAAACAUGUGUAUAAGCUAACAUAAAUACUCUUAACUUGUGCUCACACUGGUAAUUGCUGUGAUAGUCUGUCAUAUGCGUGUCAUUCAAACUGUUUAUUUUUCUUUGCGUCCAAGGGUUGGGUUGGGAGGGUUGGGUCGGAUCUCUUUAUAAAUGUAAUGGUUGUGAGGGAAGGGGUCAUUUUUACAUUUGUAAUUUAUUUUAAAUUUUCUAUAUUUUUCCUAUGUUUUUUCAAAAGUAAUGAAGUACUUUUGUAAAGUUGAGAGAGAAGUUAUAACAGUAGGAAUAUGUAUAUAUUUCUUCAGGUUUCCUUUGUUUAGUUAUGUGCUGAAGUUAUUACAAAGAUAACUAAAUAUAUAUGCAAGUUGGGAAUAAAUAAAGAUGUAUAAAGUAUUGAAUGUGGAUUGUACCUUGUACAGAAUUUGUCCAAUAAAAGACAGGUAAAUGUAAUUUGUUAAAUUGGGUUUUUGAAGAGCUUCAGAGAGGAAUGUUUACAAUGGGUGGAUAGAGAGUCCGACAGCAUCAUUCUGUCUGUUUCUAAGGGCAGUCUGAUAACUUGUGUAAGAUUUCUGUUCCUUCAUAGUUUAUACACUUAAACCAAAAAUCUCCACAUAUAAACCAAAUCCCCUUAGUAGUGUUCGUAUCUUACUAAUUGUGUCCCUUAUUCAUUCAUAUUCCAUCUACAUAUUGUCCAGUGCCAUACGUCUUUGCUUUAUACCACUAACCUUAUUUGUGACUGAACAGUCCUACUGUGACUGAAUUGGCUGCCAAUUUCAUUCUCGCACAAAGACUGAGGGAAAGAAACAACAAAAAAACGUUCCUGCAGUCUAAUCCUUGAUGAGUAUUCACCUCGCAUCCAUGUGGUAACAUUCCCCUGCUCCCGCUCCUAUAGCCAUAACUAAGACUCUUUACUCACACUGACCCUGGUCCAGUGCAAUGUGUAACUAACGCCAUAUUCUAGACCACAGUUGUGGCAGGGUCUUAGCCCUUUUCAACCACAAAUAUUCCAAUACAUUUCAUCAAGCGUUUCAAGCAGGUUUAGGAGUAGGAUAAUCAUUGAAUGUGCUGUGAUUAUGAUCAGUGACGGGUCAAUCCUGGUGGUGAACAGCCGAGUGAUGGAGCUAUUUUUUUUUUGUUCGUUCAUGUUGAUUCAGUGAGAUUUUUGGUUUCCAAAAUCCCUACAAGCAUCCCAAAGUGCUGCCUUCCCCCAUUGCUUAAAUAAUGGUCAGAUUACUCUUGGUAAUCGGAUGUGUGCUGUAUUUAAUUCCCUGUGCCUGCAAAGCGGGUCUGGAGGUUUGAGUGGUGGCUUGGAGGCAGACGGUCACUGACCGCCUGCCAAUGGGAAGGCCAGAGGACUGUGACGUUUGAGGGAUGGGAGCUGCUCUACUUGAAGUUCUGAUGAUUAUAGGAAGACAAUAGAUAUGGUUUCACAUUGGCUUUUUGGUCACAGGAUGGACAGUGUUUUGUGGUAUAGUGUGUUGGCUGUUGGUAUGUGUCUUGCGUUUUUAAAAUGAGUAACAGAUUACACUAUCCUCUUUGUAAUUAAAAAGUUGUUUUUUAAAUCCACACUAAAAGCAGGCUGUUCUAUCACAAGGAUUGAAUCAGAGUUUUGUAUUGUCUUUUGCUUAUCUAUCUGUUUUAUUUAGCACUUUGGACUAUUUUGUUGUAAUAAAGAAGUAUUUUCUAUUUAAAAUUUAAGAAUAACUGGAUAUAAUUGAAAAAGUAAGAAAUACUAAUAUAGUACUUUCUUUUUUGCCUGUAUUUUGUUAUCAUUUUCCUAUUUUGUAUCUGCUGUACACCCUGUAGAUGUAUAUGAACCUUUCUCUACUGAAAUGCAAUGACCUGUUUUCUGUGCUCCCCCAUGGGAAUGGGGAUUUACUACUGCACUUUCUUAUUGUAUCAGAUUCUUUUUUUAAGUUUGUAAUAAAACAAUUGCAAAAAUAAGCAUGGAAAAUAA